UGAAAUUUUAAAAAGUAAGGGACAUGAUCAUUCAUUCAAACAUAUUUUCACCGUUAGAUCAUGAUGUUGCUAUAUUCAAGACCCACCAAUAUACAAAAGAAUACAUCGCUUCAUCAUCAUCAUGUAACCACUUUUAGUUAUAAUGGAGGAAAUGGAGUUAUCUCCACCAUUUGAUCGCGAUGUUCAAUAUCUAUAGUCUAGAUCACACCCACAUACAAGAAAAGAUAUACCACAUAGUCAUCUACCCAAAUAGUUAUAACAGGAGAAAAUAGGUUAUUUGUUCAAACAUAUCUCCACCACUAAAUCAAGACGCUUCAUAUCUACGGUCUUGAUCACACAUUUACAUGAAAGAAUACAUUAUCUCACACGUAACUACUUUUACCUAAAUAGUUGUAACAAAUGACAAAAUAGAAAUUAUUAAAAAAAUGUAAAAGUAAGAUGGGGAUGAUAAGAUUCUCCACUCAAACGGGAUGUAUAGAAGGGAAGAACUAAUUGGAGGGAAAAGAAAAAGAAAUUUAUUUUGAUACCAUAAAUUCUUCUAUACUUCAUGUAUUUAGUCACCUGAAAAAGAAAUUCUUAUAUACUUCAUGUAUUUAGUAGUCACCUGAAUUAUUGACUGUACAAUUAUAAAUUUAUUCAACAAAAUACUCAAUUUGAUACCAACUAUAUCAAACUUCAAAAGAAUAUUGUCACGAAACAAUGUGACAUUGUUCAAGUCUUAGUUUGCACAUCUCAAAACUAUCAUAAUCAUUGGAAAAGAAACCUAUUAGAAUGUUGGACAAAGAUUGAGACUUAAAUGCCGACAUAAAGACAUUUCAAUGGAAAAUAGUCAUCAUCUUAAAAUAUAGAUCUUAGAUACAUUUUUUUUCUCUCAUUUAUUGACAUUAUGUGAAGUGAGGGAAUCAAGUUCGAGAUUGAUAGGAAAGGUACUAUAUCAAUUGAGCCAUGCUCAUUUAGGCGAACCAUUCAAUUUGUGUGUUAGAAGUUAUAAAAAUGUAUUAGAAAAGAAAUUAAAACUAAAUGUAAGAUAGUUGAUUAGUAUGAAAUGUAAAGGCAUGGGUUUAGUUUAGUUGUUAGGGGUGUUGUAUUAAAAAGAGAGUGUUUCGGGGAGGUGGUGUGUUUGAUUCAACAUUCAUCCCUUUUUUUAAAAAAAGAAAAAGAAACAGAAAUGAAAAUCCCGGGUUUUUCUGUGGUUCCAUUGAAAGAAGAAAAAAAAGGGGAAAAGAAUUCCAUUCAAAUCUCCCUAAAAUUCUCCAUCCUAAAAACUCCCCCAAAAAUUGUUUUCUCUUUCCCCCAAAAACUAUUGUAUUGUAUGUUCCCACGAUCCUAUGGCUUCUUCUUCUUCUUCUUCUCGUUCUUCAUUAAUCGCACUUAAUUUUUUGGUGUCUCAUUCCCCAAAUUUCUUCCCCAUCUUCUGUCGCCGGGUCCUUCAAUAACUUUGGAGGACCCAGCGUCCUCUUCCAUUACCAUUCUUCCCCCCAUUUCCAUGACAUUCCUUCUCUUCUUCUUCUUUGCCAAAUCCACUGCUCCUUGAUUUUUUUUUUUUUUUUUUUUGUUAUUAUUAUUAUUAUUAUUUGGUUUUUUGUAUUUUUUUUCCAGAUCUGGGGGAUUUAAUUGAAGCAAGAGAAAGGAGUUUGAAAGGAGGAGAAUGAUGAGUUGCUUUCCGUGUUUUUCGUCUCAGAAGAGCAAGAAAGGGAUUGAUAAGAAUAAUAAUAAUAAUAAUAAUAAUAAUAAUGACAAUUCUGAAUCGUCUUCCUCCUCCGGCCACCGCACUCCUCCGCCCCCAAAGUCCCCUGAGGUUAAAUCAAAGCCUGUUGAGGAAAUCAAGGACAAACCACAAGAAGGUGAAAAAAUAGAUGCCCAGAACUUCACUUUCCGAGAGCUAGCCACUGCUACAAAGAAUUUCCGCCAGGAAUGUCUUUUGGGUGAAGGUGGGUUUGGGAAAGUCUUUAAGGCUACCCUUCAAAGUGGCCAGGUGGUGGCCGUGAAGCAGCUCGAUAGAAAUGGGCUACAAGGAAACAAGGAAUUUCUUGGUGAGGUUAAGGCACUGAGCCUUCUAAAGCAUCCAAAUCUUGUGAAGUUUAAUGGAUAUUGUGCAGAUGGAGAUCAAAGAAUUUUGGUCUAUGAAUAUAUGCCAGGAGGUUCUUUGGAAGAUUGUCUCUUUGAUAAAAAAGAAGAUCGGAAGCCAAUGGAUUGGUUUGUUCGUAUAAAAAUAGCAUCAGGAGUUGCUAAGGGAUUGGAAUACCUGCAUGACCAAGCAGAUCCUCCCAUAAUAUUUAGAGACUUGAAGUCAUCAAACAUCUUGCUAGAUGAAGAUUUCAAUCCAAAGCUUUCUGAUUUCGGGCUAGCGAAGCUUGGCCCCGGCGGUGAUAAGUCGCCAUUGCCAUCGAGGGUCAUGGGGACCUACGGCUACUCUGCUCCUGAAUACACAAGAGGUGGUCAGCUUACUUCCAAGUCUGAUAUUUACAGCUUUGGAGUUGUUAUGCUUGAACUCAUUACUGGAAGAAAAGCCAUUGACACUACAAAGCCAAAUAACGAGCAGAAUCUUGUUGCUUGGGCACAACCAUUUUUCCGAGAUCCAAAGAGAUUUCCAGACCUGGCAGAUCCGCUCCUCGGGCGGUUGUUCCCGGAGAAAGAUCUGAAUCAGGCCGUCGCCGUUGCUGCCAUGUGUCUGCAAGAGGAAGCAGAAGUCCGUCCUCUGAUCGGCGACGUCAUGACGGCUCUCAGUUUCCUUUCCACAGUUCCAGACGAGAAUCUCCGUCCACUUCCUUACCCGCCGGAGCCGGAACCCGAACCUGAGGAGGAGAAUCAAGAUGAUGAUUAUUCCUCUUCAGAUUCUUCAGAUUCCGAUACCGAAUCUCGAAAAAUCGGAAAAGACAAAGACAGCGCAUCUGCAAAUUUCACAAGCGCAAGAAACCACGAAACAGAUACCUCAGAUGAUGAAGAUGAACGAGAAGGAAAAAAAAGCAAAUCAGGCAAGAAAAAAGCGAAAAACAAAGAAUCUGAACAGAAACGAGUCGUAUUCAAAGACGAUAUACAACCACCGCCAAAUCACACCAGAAAAGAUAGCUCCUCAUCAAGCGAUGGAGGCUCUUCACCUAGAAGCAGCAACGCAUCGGAAAAUAGAAGAAUCGACAGCCUUGAAAGUAGCAGAGAUUCAGAAGGAGGAGGAGAUUCAUCGUUCAAACUGCAAAACGAACCUUCCGAUAAUGUAAAUAUUAACGAUUCUACAUUAGAGCAUACCAGCAGUAGGGAAUCGCAUACUGGCAACGAAGAAUUCGAAGCUCAUAAUAACUACAGCAGCGAUUCCGACGACGGCUCUGAACAUGGCGGCGAAGAAUGAGAAAUUUGGGGGGAAAUCUGAAGAAGACCAA
Molecule: messenger RNA, 3374 nt
Organism: Benincasa hispida (wax gourd)
Lineage: Eukaryota; Viridiplantae; Streptophyta; Magnoliopsida; Cucurbitales; Cucurbitaceae
Product: putative serine/threonine-protein kinase PBL25
Biological process (GO): protein phosphorylation
Molecular function (GO): protein kinase activity; ATP binding
Source: RefSeq, a predicted model, not a curated record